AUGAUCAGGCUGUUUCAAUUGUAUGAACAUCAGUUAAAAGUACGCCCUAAGCUGACCAAUUCCAUCAUGACAGGUGCAUUAUUUGGGAUUGGUGAUGUUUCUGCUCAGUUACUAUUUCCCAGUGGACCAGACACACUUCCACCAAGUGCCCAAACCAACGAUGUCAAGCGAGGAAAGUACGAUAUACCAAGGACCGUUAGGGCUGUUGUAUAUGGGUCGAUGAUAUUUUCUUUUAUUGGAGACAGGUGGUACCGCUUCUUGACCAAGGUGAAGUUUAGUAAUAAACCUGCCAAGCACUGGUCAAAUAUGGUUCUUAGGGUCUGUGUAGAUCAACUUGGAUUCGCACCACUUGGGCUACCAUUCUAUUUUGGUUGCAUGUCCUUAUUGGAGGGCCACGGUCUCGGUGCCGCAAGGGAGAAAAUAAAACUACAAUGGUGGGACACUUUGAAAACCAAUUGGUGCGUGUGGCCGCUGUUCCAGAUGGUAAACUUCUCUCUUGUACCACUUCAACAUAGGUUGCUGGCAGCCAAUGUCGUGGCCAUAUUUUGGAACACUUUCUUAAGCUACACCAACUCUCAGAUCCCCGUUGGUGGUCACAAGCUAACGGUACAAUACCCACCAACUGUACAAUAG
Messenger RNA from Nakaseomyces glabratus, 633 nucleotides. RefSeq names its product ethanol metabolism protein (gene SYM1). Gene Ontology annotation, cellular component: membrane; cytoplasm; mitochondrion. NCBI's taxonomy places the organism in Eukaryota, Fungi, Ascomycota, Saccharomycetes, Saccharomycetales, Saccharomycetaceae. The record is from RefSeq and is a predicted model, not a curated record.